Artibeus jamaicensis (Jamaican fruit-eating bat) is the source of this 2351-nucleotide messenger RNA. RefSeq names its product fucosyltransferase 10 (gene POFUT3). The coding region runs from base 595 to 2031 and encodes 478 amino acids. The transcript has 5 exons. Gene Ontology annotation, molecular function: alpha-(1->3)-fucosyltransferase activity. Lineage: Eukaryota; Metazoa; Chordata; Mammalia; Chiroptera; Phyllostomidae. The record is from RefSeq and is a predicted model, not a curated record. Gene Ontology annotation, cellular component: Golgi membrane.
GUGCUGGAGUGCUGGCUUGGUGGGGACAGGGUCUUGGUGCCGAGAAGCAGAGACACUUUCCUGGUGCUCGUGGAAGAUGGGACACUGCCCACAGGACUCACAGCAAAGGGAAACCUUGUGCCCAGACGGAUUGUGUGUAAGAGAAAGGCGGAGUUGUGUGCUGAAAAACAAACCAAGUCUGUUCUUGGGAAGCCUGGGGCAGUGCUUUCCAGAGACCCUGCCCGAGGCUUAAAUGUAUCUGGCUGCUGAAAAAGCGCGGGUGAGAGGCAGGUAAUGAGCAGGAGCCGCCGCUGGAGGCCAGGGAGGCCCAGUCCCGACUCCGGAGUUUUUCGAUGCCUUCUGCUCUGAAGCAUCUCCAGCUGCUCCGAUGGUAGCCUAAGAAGACUGCAUGCUGCUCCCUCUCAAUGCCAGGCCAGGCCCACUCGGUCCCUCGGAGCUCAGUCCUUCAUGGAGACCAGGUCUCAGCAGGAAUGGCAGUGGAGGCAAUUGGCAUCCAGAUGGCUCCUCCCCGUGACAUUGUCUCAGGCUAUGGGCCGCCUGGACAACACCUGGUAACUGGGCUCGCUCUCUCUCAGUCACCCAGGGGAGGGUAGCAUGGUGCGGAUUCAGAGGAGGAAGCUUUUGGCACCUUGCCUGUGCAUCACGGCUACCAUCUUCCUGCUCGUCACACUCCAGGUAGUGGUUGAGCUGGGAAAAUUUGAAAGGAAGAAGCUUAAAAAUUCCAAUUUGCGAGAUGGGCACGCAAGAAUGGGGGAGGAGCCUACACACCUCUACUCAUUCCCUAAGAAAGAGGCUCUGACCCUGCACAGGAAGAAAACCUUGGAAACCGAUAGCUACCCCAUCAUGCUCUGGUGGUCCCCGCUGACUGGGGAGGCUGGAAGGCUGGGCCAGUGUGGGGCAGAUGUGUGUUUCUUCACCAUCAACCGCACCUACCUGCACCAUCCCAUGACCAAAGCAUUCCUCUUCUACGGUACUGACUUUAACAUAGACAGCUUACCCCUGCCUCGGAAAGCCCAUCAUGACUGGGCCCUUUUUCAUGAAGAAUCUCCGAAAAACAAUUAUAAGCUCUUUCAUCAGCCCGUCAUCACUUUGUUCAACUACACUGCCACAUUCAGCCGGCAUUCCCACUUGCCCCUAACUACCCAAUACUUGGAGGGCAUAGAAGUCCUGAAGUCACACCGAUACCUGGUCCCUUUGCAGUCCAAAAACAACCUUCGAAAGAGACUCGCUCCGCUGGUGUAUGUACAGUCAGACUGUGACCCUCCAUCAGACAGGGACAGCUAUGUUCGGGAGCUGAUGACUUACAUUGAGGUCGACUCCUAUGGGGAGUGUUUACAUAACAAAGAUCUCCCUCAGCAGCUGAAAAACCCAGCCUCCAUGGAGGCCGAUGGCUUUUAUAGGAUCAUUGCACAGUACAAGUUCAUCCUUGCUUUUGAGAAUGCAGUGUGUGAUGACUACAUCACGGAGAAGUUCUGGAGACCCCUGAAACUGGGGGUAGUCCCUGUGUACUAUGGAUCCCCCAGCAUCACGGACUGGCUUCCUAGUAACAGAAGUGCUAUUCUCGUAUCGGAAUUCUCCCACCCCAGAGAACUGGCGGGUUACAUCAGACGACUGGACCGUGAUGACCGACUGUACGAGGUCUACACGGAAUGGAAGCUGAAGGGUGAGAUCUCUAACCAGCGACUUGUCACAGCUCUCAGGGAACGGACAUGGGGAGUGCAAGACGUCAAUCAAGACAACUACAUCGAUGCAUUUGAGUGUAUGGUGUGCAACAAGGUGUGGGACAAUAUUAGGCGUCAGGAAAAGGGCUUACCACCCAAAAGAUGGAAGGCGGAAGUCACCCACCUGAGCUGCCCGGAGCCUGCGGUGUUUGCAUUCUCACCCAUGGCUCCACGUUGGAGCUCCUUGCGAGAGAUGUGGAUCCCCAGCUUCGAACAGUCCAAGAAAGAAGCCCAGGCACUGAGGUGGCUGGUGGACAGGAAUCAGAACUUUUCAGCUCAAGACUUCUGGGGCCUAGUGUUCAAGGACUGAUUUCGAAAAGUUCCAGAAUGAUAUAGACUGCAGAGUUCUUGAAGUUUGUUUGCUAGGUUGCCUUAAUAUUUUAGUGUAAUAGCUACUCUGUUGACUGUCCUUUAGGAUGAGAGUCGCUGCAGUACUCAGUAUGAGCCCUGUGAAAUAAUAGAUGUGAAGGACCUGCAGGGGUCACCUCUAUAUUUUUUUGUAUGGGAAAGGUAAAUACAGAAGUCCUCCCUUAUCUGUAGUUUUGCUUUUCAUGGUUUAAGUUACCCACGGUCAGCACAGUCCAAAAGAUUAACUGGAAAACCCAGAAAUAAACAGUUUGUAAGUUUUAA